CAGCAGAAGAGCAGAGAGAGAGGUAGAGAGAGAGAGACAGCAGAGAUGAGCGCUCAACUGACUUUCUCUCCAGCGCGAGAGGAGGAGCGCAGUCCCGAGACAACGGCGAGCACCGGGAGUAGUCGCGCGCAGCAGCUUCGGAAGAGAGCCAUGUCACUACUGUUGCCACGUUCUUUGGGAGAACUGCAACUACACCGAAUCCUCCAAAAGGCUAAUCUGCUUUGCUACUACGAAGCCUUCAUCCAGCAGGGCGGCGAUGAUGUGCAACAACUCUGUGAGGCUGGAGAGGAAGAAUUCCUCGAGAUUAUGGCCCUCGUCGGAAUGGCAACCAAACCCCUCCAUGUACGACGACUACAGAAAGCUCUUCGCGAUUGGGUCACCAACCCUUCCCUCUUCAACCAACCAUUGACGUCACUCCCUGUUUGCAGUAUACCAGUGUACAAGCUUCCUGAAGGCUCACCAGGGGUUCACAAUAACGGGCAACAGAACCAGCUCAUGGUUCCCAGGGCGUUAUUACCCACAAGUCCCAGUCCAGGAAGACUGGAUCUAAGCAGGGAUGGGACGCCUGGGUGUUCGCCAUUACAGGGGGCUAAUGAGAGUCGUUUCUGGGGUAGCGAAAGCGAGCAUAGCUUAUCGCCAUCAGGAGCCUGUUCUCCUUGUUCUUCUCAAGAUGCGCUCGAUAGUCUCGAUUUGGCCGCCGUCAAGUGCGUAACAGAAUGUGUGGAGAGAAUCGCCCAAACAUUGCCCAAGAGCGACCCCACGGAAAUCAGAGAACAAGUCCGUGCCAAUAAGAGACUAGGCAAGAUGAUCGGGCACAUCUGCGAGAUGAACAAAGACGACCCGCAGAAGGAGGUGGAGAUUCGGAAGUACAGCGCCAUCUACGGCCGGUUUGAUUCGAAGAGGAGAGACGGACGGCAACUUACUAUGCACGAGCUAACAGUGAACGAGGCGUCUGCUCAGCUGUGCAUGAAAGAUUUAUCACUGCUGACCCGAAGAGAUGAACUCUUCUCAUUGGCCAGGCAAAUUUCACGCGAGGUCACCUACAAAUACUCCCGCAGGAGCAGCAGGUCGCACUGCGGCGAUGAGGAUGAGCCAUCUCCCAAGAGAAUCAAAUCUGAAGAUGGUGUCUAUGAUCUACAGGAGGCCCUACACGUUCUUCAUACACGGCAGGAGACCGUAAGAGAACAGCUUGCAGUCGCCAAAUCUAAAGGAGAAGAGACAAUCAGACACAGUCUACAGGUGCAGCUGGACUCUCUGUUGGCCAAGCAGGUGGAACUCUUGCGGGAUGCUGCAGUGCAGGAGAGACUGAAGUCCUUGGACUGGCAGAUUCCAACUGCAGCUCUGAAAUACCUUGCUCCCACCUCUCGGCAUUGCAAUAGCAGCCUUGCACAUGUCUCUGGCGAAAGACCCCUAAACUUGCGUCUGACUGAUGUUCCGCUGGGCAGGCAGCUGGCCAAUGAGCUGAAACGACAUCACAAACAAACCACAGAGGAACGACAUCAUAAUCAACAGACCUCAGAGGAGAAAAAGGCAGGGACAACAGAAAAUGGGGCCUCUCACAAGGAGACCUGCCUUUUGAACAAGAAGACGAUCAAAUCUGAGCCAGAGGACUCCAGAUAACAUCUUUAAUCUCUUAAUAAAACCAGUUAAUUAUUCAAAAUAACAUUUUUGUUUCUCAGUGGAUAUCUAGUACUGAAACAGUGUGGCCUUAUGAACUGUAAAUGCCUAGAGAUCAAUUUAUUUUGAUUUUAUUUUUAAGAAUUAUUUUUAAUUUCAUAUGUCAUGCAGUCAGCAUACACGUAGAAAUGGUCUGAGAACAUAUUUGUUACUGUGCAUCAUUUUGUACAUAGUCUGUGUCGUUUUUUGAUUGCAUGUCUUUUUUGAUUCAUGUCACUAUUUUUAUUUAAUAGCUAUUUGUUAGUCAACAGAAGCACAACAAAAAUGUUAUAGAAAACGGUUCUGUAGUCCUUAGAUUUGUUGCAAAUUUAAGGAGGUAUCAUUCCCCAUAAGUAGUCAAAUGAUGACAUUCAUCUGUUCGUAUUGGUUUGUCAAUUACGAUAAACUUUUGUGUACGUCAUAUAGUCUAAUACUGAAUAUGUAGAUUUAGCUUUGCCUUGAAAACACGUUUUGUUGCGUCAAUUUAGGUGUUAAGACAAAAGUGUAUUGUGUAAUUGUACAUUGUGUUACCAUCAACUCUAGCCUUAUUCUCAACAUAAAAAGUGUAGAUUGUAUCUUGCUGUCGUAAAUCGUUAACUGAUUUGUUGUGACGUGAUUUCCCAGACAAAAGUUCGUAAAUGUUUUUUUUUUACCAGAUAUGUUAGUUAGCUAGUCUCUUGUGUGAUAUUACAACUACUUGUGUCUUUUUUAACUCACGUUUGUCAUGUGUACCAUGUUUUUGUGAAAUCAUGUCUUUGUGAAAUCGUCCUACAAAUAAAACCAAACU
Messenger RNA from Xyrauchen texanus (razorback sucker), 2443 nucleotides. It is a transcript of the gene nab1a, whose product is annotated as NGFI-A binding protein 1a (EGR1 binding protein 1). The record is from RefSeq and is a predicted model, not a curated record. Gene Ontology annotation, molecular function: transcription factor binding; transcription coregulator activity. Gene Ontology annotation, biological process: negative regulation of DNA-templated transcription. NCBI's taxonomy places the organism in Eukaryota, Metazoa, Chordata, Actinopteri, Cypriniformes, Catostomidae. Gene Ontology annotation, cellular component: nucleus. The coding region runs from base 46 to 1620 and encodes 524 amino acids. The transcript is spliced from 8 exons.